Messenger RNA from Malus domestica (apple), 1535 nucleotides. RefSeq names its product transcription factor DIVARICATA-like (gene MYBR1). The record is from RefSeq and is marked provisional. Lineage: Eukaryota; Viridiplantae; Streptophyta; Magnoliopsida; Rosales; Rosaceae. Gene Ontology annotation, molecular function: DNA binding.
UUUUUUCCCGCUUUUCUCAGCCGUAAUUCCCCUAGAAUCUAUCUUUUCUCUCAACUGGGAUUUUAUUGCUUUUCAAUCCUUCAUCUUUCAGUCUUUUUCUGGUUAAAUUUCAGAAGUUUUCAACUUUUUACGAUGUGGGUUGCUUUCAGAUUGCUAUAAAGCCCUCACCUUUGAGCUUAAUUUCGUUCAAAUCCCAAAAUUUCAUCUGGGGUUUCCCCUUUCUCUCUGGGAUUAUACCCAACGAACCAAAUCAGAUUUUUGUCAGGGUUUUCCAAGGUUCUCCCCGAUUCCCAAAAAGUGGAUUCGUUCCAAGAUUCUUUGGUUUAUGUUAUCAAGGAAAAAGGAGAUUCUUGAUUCCCAGUAAAAAAUCUGAAUUGAAUGCCUUUUUAAGCUUUACAACAAUGGCCUCCGACUGAAUAAGUGAAGCAGUUCCUGCAUAUUUUUACGACUUGUAAAAGCAUGGAGACCUUGUAUUUCUUCCAGGAGAGCCAGGGCUCGGAGUGGACUAAGGAGGAGAACAAGAUGUUUGAGAGUGCUCUAGCUAUGUUCGAUGAGAAAAGCCCGGACAGGUUUCUGAGGGUGGCGGAGAUGAUUCCGGGGAAGACGGUGAUCGACGUGAUCAAGCAGUACCAGGAGCUGGAGGAAGAUGUUUGUGAAAUAGAAUCCGGGAGGUUUCCCAUUCCUCCGGGGUACCCUCAGGCUUACUUCAGAUUGGAGUUGGGGGAUGAUCGGGAUUUCGAUGCUAAUCGAAAGAGGCCGCUGGCGGCGGCGAGGGGUUCUGAACAGGAAAGGAGAAAGGGAAUUCCAUGGACACAAGAAGAACACAGGCGAUUUCUGAUGGGACUUCUAAAGUACGGGAAAGGGGACUGGAGAAACAUCUCCCGGAAUUACGUGGUCACUAAAACUCCCACACAAGUAGCAAGCCAUGCUCAGAAAUACUUCAUGAGGCAGCAUUCAGGAGGGAAAGAUAAAAGGAGGCCAAGCAUCCAUGACAUAACUACUGUCAACCUCACAAGCGAUGCUCAGUCAGAAACUAACAGGCCUCCUUCAGACCAGUUUCUGCCGGAGCAGAAGUCCACUGAAUCGCUGAACGAGCUACUUGACUGGAAUGCGGCUGAUGAUGAAGGAGCUGCCAUGGGUUUCGAGUCUACCCAUGGCAAUCUCUUUGAUCCAUCUCCGUAUGACGUAGAUGCAGAUGGAAUCAAGAUGCAGCUGCAGAAACUAUAUAGUCGCGCUCAUUAUGCUGCUCAUGCCACUCCUCAAAAUUCGCUGUAUCUAAUGCGGUCCGCAAGACAUCAGAUUCAUGGAUAAAAGCAGGCCUGUUUGUUGUCUUCAUGGAUUGAAAAUCCAAGUAAAUGAUUUUCUUCAGAAUUUCUGUGUUCGUCUUUUUAUCGUGUUCGUGUUGGAUUGAUUAGUUAAUAAGGUUUUCAAUUUCGUACGUAGUUCUUGAACAUUGCAGGAUGGUAAAACUCCAGUAGGCCACAAAGUGUAAUGUCUGAAAUGUGAAUGGGAUUGAAUGGUAAAUUGCUCUUUCC